This is a messenger RNA of Durusdinium trenchii, 1023 nucleotides long. The record is from the annotation of a GenBank genome assembly. NCBI's taxonomy places the organism in Eukaryota, Dinophyceae, Suessiales, Symbiodiniaceae.
AUGAAGCAAGAAAUCAAAGAAGAGCUUUGUCAGGAUGGCAGCGAACAUGAAUGGGUGCCCUUGAGCGACGAGGUGAACUGGGAUGUAUUGAUGGCUCCCUCCGAGCCCAAUGGCACAGAGUGGGCAUGGGUUCCACAAGCCCCAAGAGAGAUCGACAGUGAUGACGAAGGGCUGGUUUUGUGGGAGGCGCCAGAUCCAAAUGGACUCAAAGAGGCUUGGAUGGAUAUUUGUGGAUCAAUCCCUGGCAUGAAAAAGCAAGAACUGUCAGCAGUGCCGCCAGCCAAGCCAGUUGCCAAGACAUUGCCCAGAAAUGCCCAAGCGCGGCCUGCCGAGCCCUUGACAGAGAAGGGAACAGCAAGAAGUUCGGGCUUGCUUAUGGCCAAGAUGGAGGUGGCUGAGGCUGCCCAGAGGGAGGAAAGCAAGGAUCGCCCGCAGCCCUUGCAACAUGCAUCGGCCAAGGCCAAGCGGCGGCCAAAGCGACCGGUUUACCAACAACCUGGUGCCAAACCCAAGGCAGCACCUGAAGCCAAGAAGCUGGAGGUGGCCAAGACUCCAAUGACGCCCCCAAAGGCAUCAGUCCCGCCGCCGCCCAGAGAAAUGACCUCACAGGGCUCUAUGGCGCCACGCACGCCUCCCAAGGCCAGCGUCUUGCCACCUCCACCGCCACCGGAACCGGCCAAUCUUUCAAGAUCAGCUUCAGCACCAAAGGAGGACAUUUGGGAGGCCAAAGAAGAGCUUUCGAACAAUGAGGAGGUGAGUGAUUUGGCGCAGGUGGCGCAUACGGCGAAUGCAGAUUCAGAUUCUGAAGAGGAAACGGAGAAAGCUUUGGCGGAACAGUUCAAGACUUUGCUCUUGAACUCUUCAGAGGCCAUCGAUGUGUUGGAGGCUGCUGUCUUCCGACAUACGCUCUGGCAAGGGAUACAAAGGAGCUCGUGGACUGCGGCCGAGCCAGCGGAAGCGGAAGCAGUGAUGACAGCCAAAAAGGAGGAGGAGGAGGAGGUACCCUGGGAGAGCACAGAGUAG